CAGAACAUCAGCACAGAAUCCACUGCAGCCUGAAGUUCAUAUAUGAAAUAUGAUGCUACCACAUGACCUGCACCAAUACUGUGGAGAAAAUGAGGGACCUGAAAUCCUACCAAGAACCUUUGAUUCAAAUGAGGUACUAACUCCACUUCAAAUUCCUUCUUGUGCAACUGUCUCACAAGACAGAUAUAAAGAAUUCAGGAAAUUCCUUCAUUGCUGCAAUCUUCCCUGGAGAGCAGAAGGGGAGCAUGGAGGAAUUGCACUACCUGUACUGCCAGAAGAUAAGAGAACAAAGAACCUCCAUGUACAUUUGUUAAACGACAAAAGACAUAAAUGCCUUAUGGUAGUGGUAGGCCUUCCUACUCAACGAUACUAUGACAUCACUCAGCUGAGGAAAAAAGUGUGUGUGUGUAUGAAUGAUGAACUGCUUUGCAAAACACCAGGCAAUAUGGCUAAACUACUGUGCCUGCCAUUUCCCCCCUCUCAGCCCUACCCUGCACACAUUUCUAGGUACACCGUGUUCCCAAACUUCAGAUCAAGAACUGAGGAUCGAGACAGUGGGAUCAGUCAUCAACCUUCUCAUACCAAUAUUUCUAGCAAGGUUUUUGACAUGGUUGUUCUGAGGAAGACCAGAGGUAAUAUGUUCAGGCAUGAAGCUGCCAGUAUUCUCUCUGACUUCCUGAAGAAGGCUGUGCACUGGCAAGCACACACGUACUUCCAACUUUCUAAUUUUGUUGAAGAAAAGGGUCACAUGUAUUAUUCAAAUCCACCAAAGAUAGUGGCCCCCAGCUCCACUUUUAAACAGCUAGAAUAAAAUCUGUCUCCAAGAACAACCAACAUGCUAUAAAACACUGUAAGGGCUCUGGAAAUCACAAUAUACAGUCAGGACUUCACAGCAUUUGGGAUAGCAGAAGAGGACCUAGCCCUUAUCCUGGACAGCUACCACAUGAAAGCAUUUUGCAUAUUAAUUGGAGAACUAGGUGAAGACAUGGAACGAGUAAAUACUGCAUUUACUAAGAAUCUUGUGCUUCCACCACAAGUAAUACUGGCAAGAGUAUUAUCAGAUUCAGCUGGCAGAAUUAAACCUUCCCUUCGAUAA
Messenger RNA from Lepidothrix coronata (blue-crowned manakin), 1096 nucleotides. RefSeq names its product chromosome unknown C7orf31 homolog (gene SPMIP4). Lineage: Eukaryota; Metazoa; Chordata; Aves; Passeriformes; Pipridae. Gene Ontology annotation, cellular component: centrosome. The record is from RefSeq and is a predicted model, not a curated record.